GUGAACACCGUUGUCUCUGGGCGAGCUAUGACAUGAUUGGCACGGCAUGGUCCAAGUGGCAGCAACACCAUGUUCGCUCUUUCUUAAACCUGUCAAGUCCACAUCUUUUACUUCGCCUUCGUGCGCUUCUGUCUCUCUCAUCCGAUUCUUUAACCCAAUAAACUUUUUCUCUACACUCUUUUUUACAUUGACUUUUGCAGUAAAAUAUGUCUGAGCAACCUCCCCAGCCAGGCCCCCAGCCUGGGCAGAUUCCCAUGCCGCAACCUGGGCAGCGACCUACACCCGAGCAGAUCCAGGCAAUGCAGCGCCAACUCGCCAUUGAUGCUGAGAAGAACGGCAUGACUGUCCCUGAAUUUAUCGAGCAUAUCAAGAGACAAGCGCAAGAGCAAAUGAGAAUGCGCGCACAACAGCAACAGCAAGGUCAUGAUCACGACCACGAUCACAACGGUCAUUCUCAUGAUCACGGUCAACCUCCCCAGCAGGGUCGCGCCCAGCCUAUUACGCCGGGACCCCCCAACCCCAAGGCUAUUGCUCUUGCCUCGUUCCUCCGAGGCCAGGAUCUCAAGCCCAGAACUGUGAUUCUGAACGGCGAGCGAAAGGACAUGUUUCGAGUCAAGCGAGCCCUCCGAGCUCUUCAGUCCCCCGCAUAUGAGAAAGCCCGCAAGAAGAACCCUCUUCUCCCAGAAAUCACCGACCGAGCUUCUCUCGAGAACACCUUCAAGCUGCUACCCCUGAGCAUGCUUGCCCUCCGAGUUUCCAAGGUCGAGCCACAGGCAGGCCCUAACGGAAAGAAGCCCAAACGUGUUAAAGGACAGUGGACUGUCAAGAUUGAGCAGCAACAAGAGGCAAAGGACGAUAUGUACUACUGCUGGCUGUGGGAAGGUAGCCAGCUCAAGCGCAAGAUCUACGCUGGUCUUGCACUCCUUGCUAUCUUCGCUAUCGUCUUGUACCCUCUGUGGCCUCUGGUGUUGCGCCAGGGUGUCUACUACCUCAGUUGGGGACUCCUUGGUCUGCUCGGACUGUUCUUUUUGAUGGCCAUCUUUCGUGUUAUCCUGUUCUGUAUCACCUACUUCACUACACCACCUGGCCUAUGGCUAUUCCCCAACUUGUGGGAGGACGUUUCUUUCAUGGACAGUUUCAGACCCGUUUGGGCUUGGCACGAGACCGAGAAGAAGAAGAAAAAGAAGAAGUCUGCUGCCCCUGGAACCACCCCCAACCCCGCCUUCGCAGCCGCCACUGGUCAAGUUAACACGAGUGCGACUACAACUGGUACGGAUACUCAGGUCAAGACUGGCGAUGUGCAGCAACGGCACUACGAGGCCCCAAGAGUUGAAGAGCUCGAUGACGAUGAGUAGAUGGCAUCUAAAAGUGACCUUGGGUGAUGGCGUUUUUUUGGGAGUUGUAAUAGUAUCGUGGAUCUUCCGUGUAGUGUGGAAAGCAAUCAAAGCGGUUUCUUUUUUGUAUGAGAUUUUUCCAAUUAUACAGGCAUGUACAAUGCCAAUUUUGUCGUGAAAUGUUCAUAUCUUGGAUGGAUAUCUAGAAAACAAACCGAAGCACCCCGCCAGCCAUAGUCCAUGAUAAGAACAGCAAUAUCGAGUCGCCUCGUUUUCCUCCAAUGAAGGGAAUUUUCUACAGCACUUUUGAAUAGUCGAUCCUUGUCAAUGACAGGAGCUCGAUACACUUGACCCCUCCAUGAUAGCUAGCUCCUCAGGACUGCAACGUUAGAUGUUUCCAAAAGAAGGUACCGCCCUUGAGUUCUCCAUUUGGACUUAGACCAUAUUUUGGGAUCUGGCCAAGCUCGACAUAACCAAACUUUUUAUACACCUCUUCUGCUGGGCUUCCGGUCUCUGUGUCGAGAAGCUAAGCAGUUGUUAGUUAUCGGGACUUACAUGCCGAAGAGCUAACGUUAGUAUAGUUACGAUGGACAUUGAACUUACCAGAAUAGUUCGACCACGCUUGGUCGCUUCAGCUUCGAGGGCAGAAAUCAAAGUUCUGGCACCACCUCGACCGCGAAAAGCUUUAUGGACGAGAAGCUUUUCAACGACACCGCGGAAUGGGCCAGUUUCUGAAGAGGGCAUAUUUAGCAUGACAACGCCCACCACAUCGGAACCGUUCGGCCGAGCUCCGGGUUCGCAGUCGUUCAGGAGAAUGAAUAUGAGCCGUUUUCCGUCUGCCACCUCUGCAAUUCGCUCUUUCCACCAAGCAAGAAGUUUCUCGUGAGAUAGGGGCGGGAGGAAUUCUGCGAUAGUUCGGUCGUGAGUGAUACAGGAGGCAUGAAUGGCUGCAAGAUAGGGUAUCAGGUGCCCAUGCUGCCCUGGCGAGAAGAGGGCCACUGUUCCUGAAGCUGUCAUGUUGAGAAUAUCUUGUUGAUUGGAAGAGCUUAUGUCGAGAGUCUUGAGUUUAAGUGGUUCCAAGAGAGUAAGUUGUGUCUCAGUGUACAAUGCUUCCUUGUCAUAUAAGCAUCUGCAGGAUUGGAGACCAUGUAUCCAACCGCAAUGGAUAUUUGAAUUGAUCAGUGAAAUACCGGUCAACGCUGGCGUAGCAAUUCUGUACAAGGCUUGACUUGUUAGGCAACCCGAUGAGGGGAGAUAACUUAUGGGUGAUCCGAUUUAGGAGCUCGAACCCGGUGCAAGCUAGUAGUAGUAGUAGACUUACUUGAAGAUUUUAAACUU
Molecule: messenger RNA, 2672 nt
Organism: Fusarium odoratissimum NRRL 54006
Lineage: Eukaryota; Fungi; Ascomycota; Sordariomycetes; Hypocreales; Nectriaceae
Exons: 3
Coding region: 207-1355 (382 amino acids)
Biological process (GO): post-translational protein targeting to membrane, translocation
Cellular component (GO): endoplasmic reticulum membrane; endoplasmic reticulum
Source: RefSeq, a predicted model, not a curated record